CCCGGCCGUUCAGGCGCAGGCGCGCUCUGCCUCUCGCCGUCGUCUUCGGCCGCUCGGAGGGGGUUGAGGCGCUGCUCGGUUCGGCGACGGCCGCGCCGAGUCUCGCCAGAAGGGCGCCGCCGCCAUGUUCCGACGAAAGCUGACGGCCCUCGACUACCACAACCCGACCGGGUUCAACUGCCGAGAUGAAACUGAAUUCCGCAAUUUCAUAGUUUGGCUCGAAGACCAGAAGAUCCGGCACUACAAAAUUGAGGACCGGGGGAAUUUAAGAAACAUACACAAUGCUACAGAGUGGACAAAGUCAUUUGAAAAGUACCUUAAAGAUGUGAAUUGUCCUUUCACCGUACAAGAACGGCAAGAGACCAUUGACUGGCUUCUGGGAUUGGCCGUUCGGCUUGAAUAUGGGGACAAUGCUGACAAGUAUAAGGACUCCACGCCCGAGGGAGCUAAAAAUGCAGACAAUGCCGCCAAGAGCGCAGAACCCCUGAUAAAUCUGGAUGUGAACAACCCUGACUUUAAGGCCGGAGUAAUGGCGUUGGCAAACCUCCUUCAAAUCCAGCGUCAUGACGACUAUUUGGUGAUGCUCAAGGCUAUUCGCAUCUUGGUUCAAGAGCGCUUGAGUCAGGAAGCCGUUGCAAAGGCAAAUCAAUCCAAAGAGGGUUUGCCGGUUGCCUUGGACAAGCACAUUCUUGGCUUCGACACAGGAGAUGCCGUUCUCAACGAAGCCGCUCAGAUCCUCCGCCUGCUGCAUAUAGAAGAACUCCGCGAACUGCAGACCAAGAUCAACGAAGCCAUUGUGGCGGUCCAGGCCAUCAUCGCGGAUCCAAAAACUGACCACAGACUGGGGAAAGUCGGGAGAUGAACUGACACAAAGAGCCGCCCUGCUCUUCCGUCGGGGCUGACAGGAAAGGAGGGAGGGGACCCCUCUGAGCCCAGCAUGCCAUUCCGACAGGCUCCCGCUAUUUCCCGUGUUUGGAAAGAAAACAAGGCUGACUGCCCAGCGCAGCCUCUCAAUGCCAUUUUUCUUGACGUAAAUAAAGCUUGGAUUAAGCUGA
Messenger RNA from Pogona vitticeps (central bearded dragon), 1055 nucleotides. It is a transcript of the gene RTRAF, whose product is annotated as RNA transcription, translation and transport factor. NCBI's taxonomy places the organism in Eukaryota, Metazoa, Chordata, Lepidosauria, Squamata, Agamidae. The record is from RefSeq and is a predicted model, not a curated record.